Cryptomeria japonica (Japanese cedar) is the source of this 819-nucleotide messenger RNA. RefSeq lists its product as uncharacterized. The transcript has a single exon. The coding region runs from base 1 to 819 and encodes 272 amino acids. Lineage: Eukaryota; Viridiplantae; Streptophyta; Pinopsida; Cupressales; Cupressaceae. The record is from RefSeq and is a predicted model, not a curated record. Gene Ontology annotation, molecular function: nucleic acid binding; RNA-DNA hybrid ribonuclease activity.
AUGCCGUUGGAUAGAUUAGGCAUUACUGUGGCUUUUCCUUGUGUUCUUUGUAAUAAGAACCUGGAGUCCUCCUCACAUCUGUUUCUCCAUUGUGAUUUUGCUUAUGAUUCUUGGAAUUGGCUGCUUAGUAAAUUGGGCUUAUCUGAUGUUAUAGGCAAGGACCUUGCCUCUCAUUUUCAUUCCCACCCUCUCAUGUUUUCUUCUUCUUUUUGUGCAUGUGUUUGGGUUAUCUCUCAAUCUAUUAUCAUUUGGAAUAUUUGGCUGGAACAGAAUAAAAUGAUUUUUAAGAAGGUUACUUCCUUAGUAUCAGAGGUUUUGCAUAAAAUAGGAGCCUCGAUUUCGGAGGUUGCUUUGUCUUAUAUCUAUAAGAACUUGGGAAGUCAAUCUUCUUUCUUGCAUUGGGAUAGUAGGAUUACCAGGGUUUGGGGAGCCCUCUCGACUUUACCUUCUCAUGGCUCAAUCUCCAAGAGUUAUAAUUCUCUUGCGAAGCGGGCACUGACCAAAUGGAAACCUUCGCCUUGGGGUCACUUUAAACUUAAUUUUGAUGGUGCCUCCCAGGGAAACCCUGGGAAGGCAGGGGUGGGGAUGGCUAUCUUUGAUCAUAAUGCGCAUCUCAUUCUUGCUAAAUGCCAUGAUCUUGGUUAUAUCACUAACAAUUUUGCUGAGUUUCAAGCUUUGUCUUUAGGGUUGGAUAUGACAAUUUCUCUAAAGAUCAAGAACAUAGUAAUUGAAGGUGAUUCAAUGGUUAUUAUUCAGAGUGUUAUGAAGAAUAAAUCUAAUUGUUGGAAGUUGCAGUAUUUGCUGGAUCAAAUUUUAUAG